AUUGGCUGUCCCUCUCAGUUCCUGCGGGAGUCGCAUCCUACCUGGCUAGGAGGUGUACCACUGCUCCCUACUCUCCCUGCUUGGAUCCCGCGGGCUGCUAGGAAGUGGGAGCCGAAAGACCUGGCAUGCAAGCUUGAGCGAGUGCGGCUCCUUGAAAGCUAUCUAGAUGGGGUUCUGGAAAGCUUUCCUCCUCACCCCUUUUCUUCUGCGGAAUCAAAGUAGAGGGGUGAGGUUGAUGUUCUUGCUACUGACCCUUCAUCUGGGAAAUUGUGUUGAUAAAACAGAUGAUGAAGAUGAUGAGGAUUUGACGGUGAAUAAAACUUGGGUCUUGGCACCAAAAAUCCAUGAAGGAGAUAUCACACAAAUUCUCAACUCAUUGCUUCAAGGAUAUGACAACAAACUGCGUCCAGAUAUAGGUGUGAGGCCCACAGUAAUUGAAACUGACGUUUAUGUAAACAGCAUUGGACCAGUUGAUCCCAUAAACAUGGAAUACACAAUAGAUAUAAUUUUUGCCCAAACUUGGUUUGACAGUCGUUUGAAGUUCAAUAGUACAAUGAAAGUACUAAUGCUUAACAGUAAUAUGGUAGGGAAAAUUUGGAUUCCGGACACAUUCUUUAGAAAUUCCAGAAAAUCGGAUGCUCAUUGGAUAACAACUCCUAAUCGUCUGCUAAGAAUUUGGAAUGACGGUCGAGUUCUAUACACAUUAAGGCUGACAAUUAAUGCAGAAUGUUAUCUUCAGCUUCAUAAUUUUCCUAUGGAUGAACAUUCCUGUCCACUUGAGUUUUCCAGCUAUGGAUAUCCUAAAAAUGAAAUUGAAUAUAAAUGGAAAAAGCCCUCUGUAGAAGUGGCUGAUCCUAAAUACUGGAGAUUAUAUCAGUUUGCGUUUGUAGGCUUACGAAACUCAACUGAAAUUUCCCACACAAUCUCCGGGGAUUAUGUGAUUAUGACCAUUUUUUUUGAUCUGAGCAGACGGAUGGGGUAUUUCACUAUUCAGACCUACAUUCCAUGCAUUCUGACUGUUGUUCUUUCUUGGGUGUCUUUUUGGAUCAAUAAAGAUGCAGUACCUGCCAGAACAUCACUUGGUAUCACAACAGUUCUGACCAUGACAACCUUGAGUACAAUUGCCCGCAAGUCUUUACCCAAGGUUUCCUAUGUAACUGCGAUGGAUCUCUUUGUUUCUGUUUGUUUCAUUUUUGUUUUUGCAGCCUUGAUGGAGUAUGGAACCUUGCAUUACUUUACCAGCAACAGAAAAGCAAAGACAAAUAGAGAGAAAAAGCUAAAAAACAGGGCCUCGAUGUCCCCAGGUCUCCACCCUGGAUCUACUCUGAUUCCAAUGAGCAGCAUCUCUCUGCCCCAAGGAGAGGAUGAAUACGGCUAUCAGUGUUUGGAGGGCAAAGAUUGCGCCAGCUUCUUCUGCUGCUUUGAGGACUGCAGAGCCGGCUCCUGGCGGGAAGGCAGGAUCCACAUCCGCAUUGCCAAGAUUGACUCCUAUUCUCGAAUAUUUUUCCCAACAGCUUUUGCCCUGUUCAAUCUUGUCUAUUGGGUGGGCUAUCUUUACUUAUGA
Molecule: messenger RNA, 1564 nt
Organism: Ochotona curzoniae (black-lipped pika)
Lineage: Eukaryota; Metazoa; Chordata; Mammalia; Lagomorpha; Ochotonidae
Gene: GABRG1
Product: gamma-aminobutyric acid type A receptor subunit gamma1
Exons: 9
Coding region: 167-1564 (465 amino acids)
Biological process (GO): nervous system process; gamma-aminobutyric acid signaling pathway; synaptic transmission, GABAergic
Cellular component (GO): dendrite membrane; neuron projection; synapse
Molecular function (GO): benzodiazepine receptor activity; inhibitory extracellular ligand-gated monoatomic ion channel activity; GABA-A receptor activity
Source: RefSeq, a predicted model, not a curated record